This is a messenger RNA of Eremothecium cymbalariae DBVPG#7215, 459 nucleotides long. RefSeq names its product D-tyrosyl-tRNA(Tyr) deacylase (gene DTD1). The coding region runs from base 1 to 459 and encodes 152 amino acids. Gene Ontology annotation, cellular component: cytoplasm. Lineage: Eukaryota; Fungi; Ascomycota; Saccharomycetes; Saccharomycetales; Saccharomycetaceae. Gene Ontology annotation, molecular function: D-tyrosyl-tRNA(Tyr) deacylase activity. The transcript is spliced from 2 exons. The record is from RefSeq and is a predicted model, not a curated record. Gene Ontology annotation, biological process: tRNA metabolic process.
AUGAGAAUUGUAUUACAGAAAGUUAGUCAAGCCUCUAUUUCAAUUGCGAAUGAGACAAUCGCCAAUAUCAAGCAUGGUUAUAUGCUUUUAGUCGGGCUUUCUAAAGGCGACACAGUCGAUGAAGUCGAGAAGAUGGCCAAGAAAGUAGCAUUACUGAGGGUUUUUGCAGACGAUACAGGUAAGAUGUGGAAAAAGAACAUCAAAGAGGUCGAUGGAGAGGUGCUAUCCGUUUCACAAUUUACUCUAAUGGCCAAAACUAAGAAAGGUUCCAAACCCGAUUUCCAUAUGGCCCUCGAGAGUUCAUUAGCGAAGGAUAUAUACGGUCAUUUCUUUUCCUGUUUGAAGGCAGAGGUCGGAGAAGACAAAGUCUUUGACGGUCAAUUUGGAGGUCUCAUGAGUUGUUCGUUAACCAAUGAAGGUCCUGUCACUAUCAUACUCGAUUCUGAAAACCCCACAUAA